Prunus avium (sweet cherry) is the source of this 1726-nucleotide messenger RNA. RefSeq names its product tryptophan aminotransferase-related protein 4-like. The record is from RefSeq and is a predicted model, not a curated record. NCBI's taxonomy places the organism in Eukaryota, Viridiplantae, Streptophyta, Magnoliopsida, Rosales, Rosaceae. Gene Ontology annotation, molecular function: carbon-sulfur lyase activity; transaminase activity. Gene Ontology annotation, biological process: amino acid metabolic process.
AUUCUCAAUUUUGAAUUUGUCAAGGCUGCCUGGUAACUUAUUAAAUUUGUCCUCUUUCUGUUGAUAUAUAAGGCUCUAUAUGCAUGUUAAAUUAAGAGAGCUAGGAAAGGAAAUAAGAAACUAAUUAACAUGGUUAAGGCACAAAGCUCCUCCUACUUUGUGAUCUUGGCACUUUCUAUAGCUGUUAAUCUGUUAUUGGUUUUCCAAUUCUGUGUGGAUGGAGAGUGGAGGCUCACUUGGAGUAAAAGAGCAGCAGAAGAAGCUGAGCGUGUGGCAGCCAUUUCUUGCUCAGGCCAUGGAAGUGCCUAUUUGGAUGGGUUGGUUCUUGAUGGAAAGGAACCAGUUUGUGAGUGUAAUUCUUGCUAUGAAGGCCCAGAUUGCUCUGAGUUUGUAACUGGAUGUGCAGCAAAUGCUGACAGUGGAGACCCGUAUUUCUUGCAGCCAUUUUGGAUGCAACAUGCAGCCCAAAGUGCAGUUUUAGUAGCAGGGUGGCAUCGGAUGGGAUAUAGCUACGCUGAUGGCUCUUACAUCUCAGCAGUGCUAGAGGAGCACAUCCGUCAAUUGCAUUCCACUGUGGGAAAUGCAGUAACUCAAGGAAGAUACAUUGUGUUUGGUGCUGGCUCAACCCAACUUCUCAAUGCUGCAGUUCAUGCAUUGUCUUCUGAUAAUUCUUCCAACUCCUCCUCACCUGCAAGUGUUGUAGCUUCAAUUCCUUAUUACAGGCUUUACAAAACGCAAACGGAAUUUUUUCGAUCAUUGGACUAUAGGUUUGAAGGAGACACAUCCUCAUUGCUUAACAUUUCAGAAGCUGGCAAAGUUAUCGAGUUUGUAACCUCACCAAACAAUCCUGAUGGAAAGCUGAAUAAGGCAGUUCUUCAUGGCCCCAACUCCUCUGCAAUUUAUGAUCGGGUCUAUUACUGGCCACAUUUUACAGCAAUUCCGAAUCCAGCUGAUGAUGAUCUUAUGGUAUUUACACUUUCCAAACUCACUGGUCAUGCUGGUACUAGAUUCGGAUGGGCAGUGAUAAAGAACGAGUCUGUGUACCAAAAAAUGACGGAGUAUAUGAGUUCAAGUAGCAUGGGUGUUUCUCGAGAUGCUCAGCUAAGAGCUUUGAAGCUUAUCAAUGUGGUGCUUGAAACUAGAGGCAAGCAAAUCUUUGAAUUUGGAUACCACACCAUGAGGAAUCGCUGGGAAAGCUUGAGCAAAACCUUGUCUUUGUCAAACCGCUUUUCUCUGCAGAAACUUGGGCCACGAUAUUGCACUUAUUUUCAGAAAAUUAGAGGACCCUCACCAGCAUAUGCGUGGGUGAAGUGUGAGAGGGAAGAGGAUACAGAUUGCUCUGAAGUCCUCCAAGCAGCCAAUGUUAUUGGGCGUAGCGGAAGCAUAUUUUCAGCUGAAGACCGCUAUGUACGUCUCAGCCUCAUAAGGAGCCAAGAUGACUUUGAUAUAUUGAUUCAGCGACUAAACCAGUUGGUCUCAGAAGAAAGACAGCAGCAAAACCAUGCAAACAUUUUCUUGCAGCUCAAGAAGCCUCUGAUGAGCACCUUAAGAAGGGGUCUUGUCUAUUAAUAAUUAUAAACUUUACAUUCUAUCAAAUUAAUAAGAAAAUUCCACCAUAUAUUUGCAUGUGUACAUAUUAUUAAAUUGAAUAAUUUUCAACUUUAUGUACACUCAUCGUCUGUUUUUUCUUUUUAACAUUCUAUAAAAUUGAAUAAAUUGUGGAGUU